This is a messenger RNA of Paramecium pentaurelia, 766 nucleotides long. Lineage: Eukaryota; Ciliophora; Oligohymenophorea; Peniculida; Parameciidae. The record is from the annotation of a GenBank genome assembly.
AUGAAUCGAAUUAUUAUUACAGAAAUUGGAGAUUCUAUUCGUAAAGAUUUAAAAGAAGAUUGUACUUCAAAUGACUUUAAUUUUACUUCAAGUAAAAGAUAUCUUCGUUUUAAAACCAAUACUAGUGAGUCUACUGUUGAAUUAAAAAGAUAAAAUACAAUAAAUCCACUCUUAUAUCCAUAAGAACUUGUCUCUAUAGCUUAAACAAAAUUAUAUAAUAUGGCAAAGCUUUCUCUUUAAGGUUAAACUGAAUAAUUGAAGAAUUGCAUAUAGUAGGAUCUCAAUCUACCAAAAAAGAGUUCCUACUUAAAUAAGAAUUUAGACAAAUUAGUACAUAAAAUUGUUGAUAAUUAAGGUAUUUAUAAUAUUUCUAAAAGAUUGAGAUUAAUUUACAAAGAGAAAAAGUUAGUUGCUUAAAAAACUUUUGUUAAUAAAAUAAAGUGAUAGAAGUAAAUCGAAUUAUACUUUGGCUUUUAAAGACAAUGAGAAAGUUUAAACUAUUCUUUAAGUUCCAUCUAUUAUGAAUGCUGAAGGAAAAUUAGAAUAAUUGUAGAGAAGAUUUUAGAGACAGAAUCAAGCUGAUUCAAAAAUGAGAUAAAGAUUGGCUAGUUGUUUAGAAUAAAGUUAAGAAAGAAGUUUAAGUAGAUUUAAUAUAAAUUUUUCUGGUUUUAAGAUAUCAAGAAAGGAAUUAACAAAUAAAAAUAACUCUUAAGUCAGAAUAAGAAUUUAAUAAAAUUGUUGCAAUAAAUAAAUUAAUACUGAUUGA